This is a messenger RNA of Anthostomella pinea, 1254 nucleotides long. The record is from the annotation of a GenBank genome assembly. NCBI's taxonomy places the organism in Eukaryota, Fungi, Ascomycota, Sordariomycetes, Xylariales, Xylariaceae.
AUGUCUCUCUCCAGCAAGCUGUCCAUCACUGACUGUGAUCUGAAGGGCAAGCGGGUCCUCAUCCGCGUCGACUUCAACGUGCCGCUCGACGCAGACAAGAAGGUCACCAACAACCAGCGCAUCGCCGGAGCCGUCCCCACCAUCAAGUAUGCCAUCGACAACGGCGCAAAGGCCGUGGUGCUCAUGUCCCACCUCGGCCGCCCCGACGGCAAGGCCAACCCCAAGUACAGCCUGAAGCCUGUCAUCCCGGAGCUCGAGAAGCUGCUGGGCAAGAGCGUCGAGAUGGCACCGGACUGUGUCGGUUCCGAAGUCGAGGCGAUCGUAAACGAGGCGGACAACGGCCAGGUCGUCCUACUGGAGAACCUGCGCUUCCAUGCCGAGGAGGAGGGAUCCUCCAAGGACGCCGAGGGCAAGAAGGUCAAGGCUGACAAGGCCAAGGUCGAUGAGUUCCGCAAGGGCUUGACCGCACUUGGUGACAUCUACAUCAACGACGCCUUCGGCACAGCACACCGUGCCCACUCUUCCAUGGUCGGUGUUGACCUACCACAAAGGGCCGCCGGCUUCCUCAUGAAGAAGGAACUGGACUACUUUGCCCAGGCGCUCGAGUCGCCUAAGCGGCCCUUCCUGGCCAUCCUGGGUGGCGCCAAGGUGUCAGACAAGAUCCAGCUGAUCGACAACCUGCUAGACAAGGUCAACGCGCUGGUCAUCUGCGGCGGCAUGGCAUUCACAUUCAAGAAGACGCUGGAGGGCGUCAACAUCGGCAACUCGCUCUUCGACGAGGCCGGCGCCAAGACGGUGGGCCAGCUAAUGGACAAGGCCAAGAAGAACGGUGUCAAGGUCACGCUGCCCGUCGACUACGUCACGGCGGACAAGUUCGACAAGGACGCAGCGACCGGAACCGCCACCGACAAGGACGGCAUUCCCGACGGCUGGAUGGGCCUCGACUGCGGGCCCGAGUCCAUCAAGCUGUACCAGGAGGCCAUCAACUCGGCCCAGACCAUCCUGUGGAACGGCCCUGCCGGCGUCUUCGAGUUUGAAAAGUUCGCCAAGGGCACCAAGGCCACGCUCGAUGCCUUCACUGCUGCUGUUGCGAAGGGCAGCAUCGGUAUCAUUGGUGGUGGUGACACGGCGACUGUUGCCGCCAAGUACGGCGUUGAGGACAAGUGCUCGCACGUCUCGACCGGUGGCGGUGCGUCGCUGGAGCUGCUCGAGGGCAAGGAGCUGCCCGGCGUAACUGCGCUGAGCACCAAAUGA